This is a messenger RNA of Closterium sp. NIES-67, 1211 nucleotides long. Lineage: Eukaryota; Viridiplantae; Streptophyta; Zygnematophyceae; Desmidiales; Closteriaceae. The record is from the annotation of a GenBank genome assembly.
ACCAAUCGUACCCCAUCACACCGCCUGCAGGCGACUCUCCCUUCUCGCUCCUUAUACCGGUAACAGCAAUCCUGAAAACACGAAACACGAAUCCUUCUCGCGCCUUCCGUAGUGGCGCUUUCCGACGGCGCCUGCUCCCGCCGCACCGACAAGCCAAGGAAAUCAAAUUCGCGUCAGAUCAACAGGGAUUUCAUCUCAGCCGUCGGUCCUCGUCGUCACCAGCCAUCUUGGCCGUCCAGUUCUGUCCCAGCCAUCAGCCAUCAAGCACGAGCACUGAGCCUAAGCUAUUCCUGCUUCUGUUGCGGGAAUGGCGAAGAAGAGAAGCAAGCGCGCUGCUGCACCCUCAGAUACCGCCAAGGGCUCAGCGGAUGACGCUGGAGGGAGAGCGGCUGCAGCCGCGUCGGCGUCUGCAGAAGGAAGAGAGGCGGAGAAUGAAGGGGCGGACGAAGGGGCUCAGGUGACAGAGAGCAGGCGAGUGCAGAAGAGAGCCGCCAAGCAGAUGAGACUGAUGGACAAUUUGAGACGAACGCAAACGCUGAUUGCUGCUGCUAGGGGAGACUCAAAGACCAAGAAGGCGUCUAAAAAGAAGAAGGGAGCGGUCUCCAACCUCCCUACAAGCCUCACGUUGGACACCCUUGCAUCGGCGCUGGGGGACGCCCUGCCAGAUGCGCUCACCCUCACCAAGGAGGCAGACAAGCGCCACUCGCUGCUGUCAGCAAAGCAGCGAGGGAAGAUUGUAGUUGAGGAGACCAAGCAAAUGGCAGCAGUGCUUUCUCACCCCGCCUUCAAAGCCGACCCAUUUGCCGCCAUUCAGCAGCAUCUCUCCAACACACUACCCUCAUCAGUCGCAGCCCCCCCUCUCCCUACCAAGUUCGCAACGAGGCAAGCUCAACAGGCUUUGGAAAAGAAGAAAAGGAAAAAGAAGGGGAAGAAGAAAUCAGGCGGGCACGGCGGGGAAGGUGCUAUGGAGAUGUGAUGGCAUGGAAGAGCAGACAAGUCGGCGUCGUACCGCCUAGAAGCUCAAUGCGGCUAGUUAGCAUUGAGACAAGAGUGAGGUACACUUGUGGGGGGAGGCGGAGGAGGGGGGACAAGAAGAGCAUGCUAUGGAUUUAUGUAGUAGCAACAAAUGAGCCAGUCCUUUUAAUUCGCAAUGACAGCCGUAUGCAUGUACAUGUAGGAAUCUUUGAUCGGAAAGUGAUGCCAAAUUGCAU